Penicillium bovifimosum is the source of this 1548-nucleotide messenger RNA. Its product is annotated as putative aromatic-L-amino-acid decarboxylase. NCBI's taxonomy places the organism in Eukaryota, Fungi, Ascomycota, Eurotiomycetes, Eurotiales, Aspergillaceae. Gene Ontology annotation, biological process: amino acid metabolic process. Gene Ontology annotation, molecular function: carboxy-lyase activity; pyridoxal phosphate binding. The record is from RefSeq and is a predicted model, not a curated record. The coding region runs from base 1 to 1548 and encodes 515 amino acids. The transcript has 3 exons.
AUGGAUCGCGAUCAGUUCAAGACUGCCGCGCACUCGGCCAUUGACGAUAUCAUCAAUUACUUUGACAGUGUCCCCGAACGCCGAGUCCUGCCCGCGGUCGAGCCUGGGUACCUCCGCCCUCUCAUCCCAGAGGACCCUCCCGAUGAGCCUGAGACCUGGAAUCAGAUCCAGGAAGAUGUUGACACUAAGAUCAAGCCCGGCGUGACUCAUUGGCAGUCUCCUAACUUCAUGGCAUACUUCCCCGCCUGCGUCACAUAUCCCAGUCUUCUGGGCGAGAUGUAUUCCGCCGCAUUCACUGCUCCUGCAUUCAACUGGCUAUGUUCACCAGCAUGCACGGAAAUGGAGACCAUCGUGAUGGACUGGGUCGCGAAAGCUCUCGCAUUGCCCGAGUGUUUUCUAAGCACGUCCAAGAACCACGGCGGCGGCGUAAUUCAGAAUAGUGCGAGCGAUGCAAUUGCGACUAUCAUUGUUGCCGCACGUGAGAGGCGAGUACGUGAGGUAGUUCUUGCCGAAGGUCUAAAGGAGGGUACCCCAGAGUACGAGGACCGAAGGUUCGAGGUCCAGGGCAAAAUGGUUGCCAUUGCUAGUGACCAAACCCACAGCAGUGGUGCUAAGGGUGCGUUGAUUGCGGGUACCCGGUUCCGCAGUGUGACUGCGCGGCUGGAAGACAAUAUGGAAAUGACUGGUCCUCGUCUUCGCGAGGUUCUUGAGAAGUGUGACAAGGACGGACUUAUUCCGUACCACCUUACCAUGACCCUUGGCACGACGAACACCUGCAGUGUGGACCGAUUUGCAGAGAUCAAGGCUGUCCUACAAGAAAAGCCCGCGUGGCAGCGCAUCUGGGUGCAUGUUGAUGCUGCAUACGCUGGUGCCGCCCUCGUUGCAGACGAGUGGCAGUAUAUCACGAAGAACUUUGCAGAGGGUGUUGACAGCUUCAAUAUGAACAUGCAUAAGUGGUUGCUAGUCAACUUCGAUGCCAGCGUUCUCUUCGUCCGGAAUCGAUUGGAUCUGACCAAUGCCAUGGAUAUUACACCUACAUACUUGCGCAACCCAUAUUCAGAUAUGGGAACUGUGAUUGACUACCGUAACUGGUCUAUUUCCCUCGGCCGCAGAUUCCGCGCCCUGAAAAUCUGGUUUGUGAUGCGGAGCUAUGGUCUCAACGGUCUGAAAGCGCACAUUCGCAAGGGUGUCGAGCUUGGAGAUCUUUUCGCGGGAUUGGUGCGCGGCCGAUCUGAUCUCUUUGAGAUUGUGACGAAGCCAAGCUUUGGCUUGACAGUAUUCCGUGUCAAGAACCCCCAGAAAGUCUCUAGCGAAUCCACUGGAACAUCUGAUCGUGUGGCUAAAGAUGAAGUCGCUGAUAGUCUGAGCAAAAAGGUCUCUGAGUUGGUCAAUGCGCGGGGCGAGAUCUUCAUCACUGCUACGGUCGUUGAUGGUGUACAAGUCAUCCGCGUGGUGAGUGCCAACGCUCUGGCCGAAGAGAAGUAUGUCCGCAAUGCCUUUGAGAUUAUUGUCCGGACAACGGAGGAGGUUCUACGGGAGCACAAAUAG